AUGGCGUGGCCCUGUAUCACCAGGGCGUGCUGUAUGGCCCGCUUCUGGAAUCAGCUGGACAAAGCUGACAUUGCGGUGCCUUUGGUUUUCACCAAGUACUCGGACGUAUCCGAGAUGCAACACCUUCAUUUGCAACCUCCACAGAAACAGGCUCUGGCUGCUCCGGUCGCCAUAGAAACGCAACCCUCUCACAGCGGCCAGGAGGUUGUGGGCAAAGGGCCACCCGCGUCUAAGUCCUCUGCGGUCCAGGAGAGUACUUGUGGAUCCGUUAUGCGCCAAGACUUCAAACAUUGGAAGGUGCGCCCGGAACCAAGUUGUAAACCCAAGAACGAAUACCACUGUCCAGAAAUACCCUUCAAUAACGAAACGCAAUACCAGAAAGAUUUCAAGCCAUGGCCUAUCCCCAAAAGGGGUGACCACCCUUGGAUUCCAAAACCCUGUCCAUCCGUAUCCGCAGGAGAUGACCGAGUCGCCGAGAGAUCCAAACACUAUGUACAUACAGAAUAUGAUAGCGGUGUUGAAAAAAGCGAAAUCGCCGACAAGGUGCAAGAAAAAGAGAUUCUGUCAAGUGAGAGGAAAAAGAGGCAUGUUAAGAAAGUGGCAGAGGUGUCCGAAAAGAGGGCUGGCUUGAAAUUAGAGGAUCAGAAAGGUGGGGAUGCCUCCACAGAGGGCAGAGGGAGGGCAGCCGUGGAUGCGCUGAACAGGCAAAUUAAACAGGAGGUCUCCGCUGGCAGUUCGUACAGGACGGAAUUCAAAGCCUACUCAGACGUGAAGCCGGUGAAACUGAUUAGGGCUAAGUCCCAGUACCAACCUCCUGCCGAGAAGACCAGUCUGGAGACCAGCUACAGCGCCACCUUCAGGGGAGAGCAGUCCAAGCUGCAGCCCUCGGACAACAAGGCGCUGGAGAGGAGAAGGGUACGCACGCUGUACAACGAACCUUACAAAGAGCUCAGUAAGGUGGAGAGAACGAGUCUCCCUCGAACCAAACCAAAAAAGACAACUACUGCCUCGGCCGGCCAGGGCAAAGCUGGCAAGAAGGCCAAGGAGAAGCAGGUCACCUCGGUGCGCGGGUCCAAGAAGAAGACCUCAGAGAACCAGCCUGAGUCCAGGCCAGCAGAUGGCAACAAGGAGAAAAGUAAAGAGAUGAACAACAAACUGGCUGAGGCAAAAGAGGUUGUGCUAAAACAGUACCACUACAUACAGCUUUCUCAGCCCAUCCGUGAUAUUGGUUGGGUGCAGACGCUAAAGCAACAUCUUUGGGGCUGUGCACUACCUGAUCCAAGAGAACCUAAGUCGGACCCCCAGAGAUCCAGUGAUCAUUAUUCCCAGGGUACCUCUGGAGGAGAACCAGAAUCACUGGUGGAACGACCAGAACCACGCAGGGGUCCUGGAGUAGUGCGCUUUGCGCCUGAUGUCAAGUAA
This is a messenger RNA of Chanos chanos (milkfish), 1422 nucleotides long. RefSeq names its product microtubule-associated protein 6a (gene map6a). Gene Ontology annotation, biological process: cytoskeleton-dependent intracellular transport; microtubule cytoskeleton organization; regulation of microtubule cytoskeleton organization. Gene Ontology annotation, molecular function: microtubule binding; calmodulin binding. The coding region runs from base 1 to 1422 and encodes 473 amino acids. Gene Ontology annotation, cellular component: Golgi-associated vesicle; cis-Golgi network; microtubule. NCBI's taxonomy places the organism in Eukaryota, Metazoa, Chordata, Actinopteri, Gonorynchiformes, Chanidae. The record is from RefSeq and is a predicted model, not a curated record. The transcript has 5 exons.